AAUAUUCAUUAUAGAUUGUAUCAUAUUUACUGGGAGUCCAAUUUUGUCUUUUUAUCGCAUUCAACCAGGCUAUCAAUCGAUACUUAUCUUUGAAAGAAAAGCUGCAAUAUUUCAUAUGAAAGUUUUAAUUGAUAAAUAUAUGUUAUUAUAUAAAACAUAGCCAUGUUAGCAGUCUGGGUAUAAUAAUAGAAUAUGGUGUUUACAAAAAGAUCUCGAUAGCAUAUCUUAGUGAUAUCGAUCACAGGGCGGGGGCAACAAAAAACGCUCAAAUUACGAGAGAAUACUUUUUUUAAUCGGAACGGAAUUGUCUUCUGGACGGGCUACGAGAAAUUUCAGGUUAAAAAAAUUUAAAUAAAAGUGAAAGAAGAAGAUUAUCGUGCAUAGACAGAAUAUGUUCCUGUCAGCUGUAGAUCUGUACGAUGCGCCACCGGCAUGGUGGGAAACGGAUUGCGUGAAAUACGGGCUCAGUUACAUCCCCGUAAGAUCGCGAUUAACGACGCUGAUGGGAAGUCACGUAGUACGAUUAACGGAUCGUAAGUACAUGACGCAACUGGCGUCGAAGCUGCAGGAAGAUUACGAGACGCGGCAGAAGAUUCGCAUCGAACGAAGAAAAUUGAAGGCCAUUUCAAUCGUACCGAAACUGCGUGAAUUACCGCCCGGUUUAUUGCCGAGGAAGAUAACCCGGCGACGUCAUCAAUGCACGCCAAAGUUUCACGCCGAGGCGGCUAAAAAGUGUAAACAACUUCCAGGACUGUUACUCGCGGACGAUUUGCAGCCUCAUAAGCCUCUGAGCAUGUGACGAUCUAAUAGCGUAUGUGAAACCUGCAAAAGCAUUUCAAGAACUCAUGAAUAAUAUAUCCCUUGUAAUAUCGGCAAAAUGCGAUUUUGCUUUUCUCUAUACGCACGACAGUGAGAAUAAAAUGAGAAACGAGAUAGCUUGACUAACUGGAAAUCAACUUACUCGCGCACAGGAUGUUCCACAUGCGAUUCUAAUCUGUGAGGACUAUACAAUUAUACCUCGCGGGCACCUUUCACAUUUGUGCAUAAAACGGAAGAUGAAGAAAGGUGAAACUAACAUUAUCGGAUGAUUAGGCCUCGGCGCAACAGAGCGCAGGAAUCGAAUUUCGUUCGAAAAAAGCACAGGAUACGACUAUAUCGUACAAAAAAAAAAAAAA
Molecule: messenger RNA, 1175 nt
Organism: Formica exsecta
Lineage: Eukaryota; Metazoa; Arthropoda; Insecta; Hymenoptera; Formicidae
Exons: 4
Coding region: 392-799 (135 amino acids)
Source: RefSeq, a predicted model, not a curated record